Molecule: messenger RNA, 7300 nt
Organism: Maniola jurtina (meadow brown)
Lineage: Eukaryota; Metazoa; Arthropoda; Insecta; Lepidoptera; Nymphalidae
Gene: Wdr81
Product: WD repeat-containing protein 81
Exons: 19
Coding region: 47-6301 (2084 amino acids)
Biological process (GO): aggrephagy
Cellular component (GO): mitochondrion
Molecular function (GO): protein binding; phosphatidylinositol 3-kinase regulator activity
Source: RefSeq, a predicted model, not a curated record
UAACCUCGACUCUAAAUAAAACAAAACAAAGAAACCAAAACGAGAAAUGGAUAAAAUAUCUAAAGAACUAAAUAUAAACAGUAAAAAUAUUUUUGUGACUUCAUCACCGACAGUAUUCGCGGUCGUCGUCCACAAUACUUGGCUAAGAAAGUGGUUGAAAAACGUUGAAAUUGAUAACUGUGUGAAUAACUUGGAUUUUACUUUGCAACCAGGUGAAAGUGUACCUUAUCCGUGGAAAAAGAUAUUUAUAAGGGUACUAGAUAAAAAGACAUCGAAAGUUUUACCUUUGCCUCGAUAUAAGUUAAAUGAAACGAAUGCAGAGACGCCUCUUACGUUCUCGCAAUUACUACAGUAUGUAUCACAAAGCAAUCAACGAAACUUAUGGAAGGAGUCUUAUAAGAAAUACUGUCAAAAUGAUAGCAACAAGGAAAGUACCAUAGUGAACCUUUUAGAACAUGAUCAGCUGUUAACAGAAGUUCUAAUAAGAUUGUAUGGCUGUAAUAUAAUUAGAAUAAGGUCUGAUGGCAAAUUUACUGAGUACAAAGAUGUUACUGGCAAGCAGGUGUCUAAGUCAUAUGAUACCCAUGUCAAUUUAUUAGCAGCUAUGUACGUUUUAGAGAGCGACAAUAACUAUUUUGUAGUGUACAGGGGACAUUACGAGAAUAAUUUAUUAGAUUGCCUUAACUUCAGUCCACAUUUAAUAGAUAAGACUUAUGCUAGAGGUUUACUCAUUGUUUAUCAAUUGUUGAAUGUGUCUAAAGCUUUGUGUGACCGAGGACUUAGUUUGGGAACUUUAACUCUCCGUGAUAUAUAUUUGUCGGAGGAUUUGUGGUUGCAAAUAGUACCACCGAUAGUAAACAACAUACACUGUCUGGAUCCGUCAUUGAUAUGUGAACAGAAUCGCAGUAAACAGAGUACGAAUCAAAAUCAACCAAUCAACAGUCAGAAUACACCUGAAAGAGGGGAGGAAUGGUGUUGGCGCAGUGAUGCAGUACAACUAGAGAAGUUAUGUAUGCUCUGGGUGAAAGGGAGGAUAUCUAACUUGGAUUAUUUGCUGCAUUUGAAUGUCCUUGCUGGUAGAUCCGCCCAUGAUCCUCAGUCACAUUUUAUGGUUCCAUGGGUCACUGAUUUCAGUUCCAGAUGUGGUCGCAAUUGGCGAGAUUUAACCAAGUCGAAGUAUCGUCUGAACAAAGGCGAUCGUCAGCUGGACAUGACUUAUGACGUCACGAGUACUAACGGCCAGAUCCCGCAUCACGUUACGGACGCAUUAUCUGACAUCACUUGUUACGUUUACUUAGCACGCAGGACUCCAAAGGACACCCUCUGUAAAUACGUGCGCAACAAAUGGGUGCCAGCAGAGUACCCUGCAUCAAUACAGCGCAUGCAGGAGUGGACGCCAGACGAGUGUGUGCCAGAGUUCUAUACCGACCCCACUGUGUUCAAAAGUAUACACGAAGAUUUGCCUGAUUUAGGUAUUCCGUCCUGGGCGACUUGCGUGGAGGACUUUAUAACGAAGCACAGAGAGGCUCUAGAAAGCACUUAUGUGUCAGAGAAUCUUCACCAUUGGAUUGAUAUCACGUUUGGUUACAAGCUCUCUGGUUCAGCGGCAGUGAAAGCAAAGAACGUCUGCCUAUCUCUGGUAGACGGCCACACUCAUACUAGACGGGGAGCGACCGUACAGUUGCUGACCGCACCGCACCCGCCGAGACGCAUGCGUUUGCCGCCGCCCGCACCUCCCAGACUGCGGUGGACUGCCCCUAGAGAUGCCAAAAAGUAUGUUCGCGAAAGCUCGGAUGAAAUAUCUGAUGAAGAAGAAGAGUCCAGCAGUCUUCCCCAACAUAUAUCUAGAUUACACGUCCCGUCCCAAAGAACGCGUCGACACAAAAGCAGCACCAGAGCUCGAUCUCUAUGUAAGAGCCAAGAGGAAGAUGUUUCCAGCAUCGAAAGUAGGGCAUCCUCCCACUCAAGGCAUUACAGAGUACAACGAUCAGAACUCGGCAAAGGAGUGAUAUACUUACCCAAGGAAUACAACCCUGCAGCCACAAUACAGGCUUUGGAGACUUUGGACAAUUUCCGAACAAAAUGCUUCUUCAGCAGCGCCGAAGAUAACGCGAAACAUAAAGUUAACGUUACUUUAAAUCUAUGUCCCGUCCAACAAGAAUCAAAGGAAAAUGAAACUACCCGUUCCAAAGAUGUGGUUGAAGAGACCGCUUUCACUAAUCACAUGUUUUUAGCGUCCUACGAUCAGGGGUAUUUGAAAAAAAUCAGCCAGGACAAUAAUUUAGAAACUGUGUUAAAGGAGCGAAAGAACAGAAUGUUUAAUCCUAGAUACACGACAGAUGCAGCCAUUUACAAACAGUUCGUCACUGAAAGUAGACGACAGGACAUGUUAGUGAUUGGGUGCCUUAUCGUUGAAAUAUUCCUUCACACCUACAUGCGUCCAUUAAGAUUAGCUAACGAAAAUUUUGUAGAAAGAUACAAUAGCUGUCGCACUAUACUGAAGUAUAACAUUAAUUCCAUGCCAAAAUGUGCGAGCUAUAUCGCGUGCCUUCUUCUAAACGUUAAACCGCCCAGUCUGAGUUCUAACAAUGAAUUAUCUCUCAACACAGAAGAUUCCAGGAAAAGAAUAAUUGUUACCGACAAGGGAUUACCACCGCCCACUCCGUCCCAGUUAUUGCAACCAUUAAUAAUGCAGCAUUUAAUACCGUUCCCUCAAAGUUUUAACCUUUUAUACAACCUUUUAGGUACUUUACAUGAAUACGAUCUUACUGGAAACGAGUUGCACAUUUUGUACACUUACGAAUGUGACGGGACUCAGUGCGAGAAAUACCAAAACGUCGACAAAACUAAGCUGUAUUUCACACAAAAAAUAGCCGAAGGAAAGAUACAGGCGUGUAUCACCCAUUUGGGAGUGCUAUUAAAUCAAGUCACUAACGAUAAUCAGUUUAAUAUCCUUGAUAUAUUCUUGCAACAUUACAUUAAACUACUAGAAAAUAAGGACACAUCGGUUCUAGCCGCUUGGCACUUGUUUGAUACAAUAAGCAAAGUGCUGGGGCCUGCUGAGACAAAUAAUAAACUUUUGAGGCACAUAUUAAAUCUCUACGAAGAUGACGAUUAUGUUUAUGACAAAUCAGAGCAUAAAUUGACCGAUGUUGACGCAAUAACCAACGCAGGGUUAGCUAAUAAACAGAAGUAUGUCAAACUUUACCAUCACAUAUUUCUUCUUCAAUUGAUGGUCAGAUUGGGUCUUCAAUGUUUCUUAGACAAUUUCACCCAACAUUUGGUAGAAGCUGUUGGUGGUUACAAAGAUGCGACUUCAGAAAGUGGAUCUCCUGGUCAUUUAUGUCACAACCGGGCAAUACUAAACAAGAAACCGAGAUAUUCUGACGAUAAUCUUAAAAAUGCCUUAACGUCAACAUCUGAUAUCUUUUCACCGGACACCUCUUACGGUUCCGAACAUGUCGUAACGCCAAACAUUGAUAAAAGUAUGUCAGAAGUUAAUGAAGUAUUGAAAGAUAAGGACCAGGAUAACAGAAGUGAAAAUGAGUUAUUUCAUUUCGAAAACGAUAAAGAUAGAAAUCCUAGUUGCAGUAGCCGAAGCAAAUCACCGUCAGGAUCAGUGGAUUCAAACACUAUGAUCAAGGACUCUAAUACUUUACAAACUCCUUCUCCGGCUGCAGAUUAUAUAUCUCCUGGAAACUCAAGAUUCUUCACAAACUGUUCAUCACCAAACUCGAAAGAAACUAGUGUAGUUAUCAUAAAAGACGAGAAUCAAGACGUAUUACCUGAUUCUAAUAAAGCGAUGUCACCAACUAUCGAUAUACCGAAACCCAUGUUUACCAGCUACUUCCAUUUCGCUCACGAAGUGUCAAAUUCAGAGGGCAAUGUUGCUGAAUCAAAGAAUGGGGAACCUAUACGACAAAUUAAAAGUUUAGAUCUAGGAAGAAAUGCAGAAAACAAAACAGUUGAGUUCCAAAUAAAGGAAGAAGAUCUUGAACAACCGUGUAACGAUAAAAGUGGUUAUAAAAUAUCGGAUAUGAGUUCUGAAAGCCUGAUUUGGUUGGCUCAUAGAUUGGGGCCGGUGCUAACAUGUAGAUACAUCACAAGGAAUUUGCUGAAGAUGCUAACUCUGUGUUAUAUUGGGAAAGAAAAUUUAGCGCCAUGGGAGGGGGAUGAAAACGACGAAUUCGAUGAGAUAUCUAUAGUGAACAGCAAAGUAGUGGGCGACAAAAACGCUAUGAAGGUUAUCAAAUGCCUCACUUCUAUUGUAGCGAUGUACGGCGAGCAGCUAAUAAUAUUCCAAUAUCUCCCACACAUGGGCGAGCUAAUAGCGUCGUGUCGACGUCGCUUGUCCGCGCCGCUGGAGGGCGGGGUGGUGGCGUGCUUGCAGCUAAUCAAAUACCUCCUGCCUUUUAUGUCCGAUGCCAAAGUUAUGGAGCAAUUGCAGGACACAUUUCUGAAAACAAUCCUCCAACCGGCGCUUCGCUUAGCGUCAACAACGCGGUGCGCGUACCCGAGCGGCGCGCCCGCGCGGUGUGCGCUCGCUCGUAAGCUGCUAGACGCGCUGCACGUGGUAGCGGUGCGGAUCGGGCCCGAGAUGACCAGGAAACACUUGUGUGUGCCCGCUCUACAAAGAUUUUUCUUAGCUUUCGACAAAGCAACGGGUAAAACAGAUAACUGGCCCAAACAAGACGAAAAUAAUGUCGACAAGUCUUCCGAGCAGGAUUCCGCGGAUUCAAAAUUAGAGGGAUUUUUAGAAAUUUGUCGUGACGGCAGCACGGCAGAAUGGGCGAUAAAGGACGGUAGAGUUGUGCGGUCCGAUUUGCCCGAACUAGCUUGCACGCCGCCAUCUUUUAACGACCGAUGUGACGUCACUACAUUGACCGUGCAAGAGGAACUUCUGAUGGUAUUCGACGCCGAGCUAGCGUACCAGUCUUACACGACCUUCGCUAAGUUCAUCGGCACCGACACACUGGAGCGGUGCCUGAAGAACAGCGAAACUAUACGAUCACUCUGUUCCAAGUACAGACAGACGCAUAUGAUCAGCUCACCGCUCCACAUAACGCGUCAAGACAAGCGUUUCCAAUCGUCCCUAAGCGAUGAACCUCUCAACAGACGAACUAUAGACAUCAUUCCGUCUAAACCUGACCCGGCGGUCGACCAUUUGUCGAACUCCAAUAGCUUUGGUUCCAACGUCACCUUAGUUGGCAACAGGAUAGAUGUGUCGAGUGACGCUUGUUUGGGCAGCGGCGGACAGGUGGACGGCUUUGACGUUGUGGCGUAUAAGAUGGACGCUGGCAUUAAGAGCGAUCGACAUCUCCGCGGCGAUUGGCUCAUUUACUGGGAGCACGAGAUCGGCCGUGCGGACAAGCAAACGCGGUUUAACCUCAAGCAGAUAAAACUGCAGACCUUCGCAGGACAUACCCACUGUGUCAAGUCCAUACACUGUCUUGACAAUGAGAACAGUUUCAUGAGCGGCUCCAAGGAUAAGACUGUUAAACUAUGGUCUUUGAGGAAUCAGGGCGAUGGCAACGCAACCACACAAUGCAACUGGACAUACACGGGGCACAAGAAAGGCGUGUUAUCUCUGACGUUCUUGGAGUCGCUUCGUUUGGCCGUCUCCACUGACUCUGUAGUUCACAUCUGGGAUCCUUUCAUGGAGAGUGUGGUGUCACAAUUAGACAACAUGAAGGCGCCUGUAAGCAUAGUGCGCACAUUGCCCGGCCCGUCUUGCGCGAUCGUCGCCGCUACCACUGACGCUACGCUGAGGAUCAUAGAUGCGCGGGCGCCGAAUUCUUCGCACGAGCUUAAGGUGGUGAGCGGGGGAACGUCGUUCAUUCGGUGUAUGUGCGUGAGUCCGGGCGGCGCGUGGAUCUGCGUGGGGCUCUCCAGCGGCCUGCUGGCGGCCUUGGACACACGCUCCGGCGCUCCCAAGGCCGUCUGGAAGGCGCACGAUGGAGAGGUAUUACGGCUAGCGGCAGUGGACGACCACAGAGUUCUGAGCUCAGGCCUGGAUCAGGUGACCGCUUUAUGGAAUGUUGACGAUGGAGAACUGAUUGCGCAUCUCAAAGGCAGCACCGAGCCCGUCCACUGCCUGUCCGUGUAUUACAACGAACUAAUAUCGGGAACUACGAACAAUCGUAUUGGAGUUCACACGUCCUUGGACCAGGAGGCCUCGUUCUCCAGUACUAAGCUACGAUCGGAUACGUUCAAAGGAGUCCUUACUUGUAUGUCAGUGUUACCGCUAAAUAGGUUACUGUUAUUAGGUAGUGAUAAUGGAACUAUAAGUUUGCUUUGCUGAUUCUAUUGCCGGGAACUUCAAACAAUAGUAUUGGAGUCCACUCUUCUUUGGACCAGGAGGCCUCGUUAUACAGUACCAAGCUACGAUCGGACUUGUUCAAAGGAGUCCUUACUUAUAUGUCGGUGUUACCGCUAAAUAGCUUACUGUUAUUAGGUAGUGAUAAUGAAAUAUGAGUUUGCUUUGCUGAUUCGUUUGUCGGGAACUACGAACAAUAGUAUUGGAGUUCACAUUUAUUUGGACCAGGAGGCCUCAUUCUUCAGUACUAAGCUACGAUCGGAUACGUUCAAAGGAGUCCUUACUUGCAUGUCGGUGUUACCACUAAAUAGGUUAUUGUUGUUAGAUAGUGAUAAUGGAACGAUAAGUUUGCUUUAAAAACUAUACCUACCUAUAAACUAAAUUAAACUAUAGAAAUAUAUAAAUAAGGGUCUUUUAAAUUUUAAGAGUACAACCCAUUAAUAUCUUAAAACCCAUCUUCAAAUUUAAGGGACUCUUAAUCCCUAAAUAUUUAAAAACACCUUGCUCAAACUAUGAGUGUUUGUAUUUCCAACCAUUUUAAUUUUGGCAUUUGUAACUUCCAUAGCCCUUCCAUUGCAUCAUCACCUACCACCAGGUGAGAUUGCAGUCAAGGGCAAACUUGUAUCUGAAUAAAAAAAUUAAAAAAUUGCGUUUCUGGUGGGUUACGUCUAAACGCUGUCAGACCAAACAAACUUUGACCAGUUAUAAGUUACUCCAUAAUCAUUCCAUAAUAUCAAUACAGCAUAAUAAUUAUGUAGAUGUAUAAAAGUAAGAAACUUAAGUACAUAUUAGUAUAGUUUUAAGUUUUAUAUUACAUUGUGUUUAUAGAGCAAUAAUAUAAUAUUGAAUAAUAGCCUACCCAUGGGAUGAAGUUAGUAACCAAUGUCAGAUCCAAAAAUCUAAGUGGACGCUAACCAUUUUGAGUCACCAACCAAUCCCAAACAUGUUUUCGAAAAUAUUGUAAAUUCAAUUCGUUUUUUUUUU